Molecule: messenger RNA, 1260 nt
Organism: Erinaceus europaeus (western European hedgehog)
Lineage: Eukaryota; Metazoa; Chordata; Mammalia; Eulipotyphla; Erinaceidae
Gene: OXGR1
Product: oxoglutarate receptor 1
Exons: 2
Coding region: 128-1159 (343 amino acids)
Biological process (GO): G protein-coupled receptor signaling pathway
Cellular component (GO): plasma membrane
Molecular function (GO): G protein-coupled receptor activity
Source: RefSeq, a predicted model, not a curated record
UUUUUUUAACACUAGGUGAAAUUAAUGCAAUCGACGCUGGCUGCUACAGAGAAUGCAAACAGUUGUGUCUUCAGCACGGAAGAGUUUGGAUCUCUGAGCUGCCAUUAGAGGAUGCCAUGAGACAGCCAUGAAUGAGCUUUUGGAUGUUUCUGCCAACGCUUCUCACUUCCCCAGUGAUGCACCUGCCUCUGGAAACUGCACCGAUGACAGGAGCCCUCUCAAGAGACACUACCUGCCUGUAAUCUAUAGCCUCAUCUUUCUGGUGGCCUUUCCCGGGAACGUGGUGGCCAUCUCCACCUACAUCUGCAGGCGGCGGCCCUGGAGGCCCAGCGCUAUCCUCCUGCUGAACCUGGCCUGCGCCGACCUGCUCUACCUGGCCAGCCUGCCCUUCCUCAUCCACUACUAUGCCCGCGACGAGGACUGGGUCUUCGGAGAGCUCAUGUGCAAGCUGGUUCGCUUCGGUUUCCACUUCCACCUCUACAGCAGCAUCCUGUUCCUCACCUGCUUCAGCAUCUUCCGCUACUUCGUCAUCAUCCAUCCCAUGAGCUGCCUGGCAAUUCACAGGACCACCAGGUGGGCGGUGGGGGCCUGUGUGGCCGUGUGGCUGGUGUCCCUGGUGGCGGUUGUCCCCAUGACCUUCCUGAUCACGGCCACCACCACCACCACCACCACCGGGACCAAUCGCUUGGCCUGCCUGGACCUCAGCAGCUCUGACAACGUCCCCACCAUCAAGUGGUACAAUCUCCUCCUGACCGCCGUCACUUUCUGUUUCCCUCUGGUGACUGUAACGCUCUGCUACACGACCAUCAUCCACGCCCUGGCCCAGGGCCCUCGGACCCGAGGCUGCCUGAAGCAGAAAGCCCGAAGACUGGCCGUCCUGCUGCUUCUGGUGUUUUACGUCUGCUUUUUGCCCUUCCACAUCCUGAGGGUCGUCCGGAUCGAAUCCCGUCUGCUUUCCAUGGGCUGCACUGUGGAGAGGCAGAUCCACGAGGCUUACAUCAUUUCGAGACCCCUCGCUGCCCUCAAUACCUUUGGGAAUCUGUUACUCUAUGUGGUGGUGGUGGGGGACAGCUUCCAGCAGUCCAUCUGCUCCACGGUACGCUGGAGGACCAGAGGGGACCUGGAGCAAGCCAAGGACAGCUCUUCCAACAACCCGUAGCAUGCACCCCUGCCUCAGGCGCCCCAGUGGAAACACCUGCUGGACUGUUGUCACCUGUGACUUCUUCAAAGUUCGGACUAACUCCUGCAACAAAGCACUUG